This is a messenger RNA of Lacerta agilis (Sand lizard), 1371 nucleotides long. It is a transcript of the gene FANCF, whose product is annotated as FA complementation group F. The transcript has a single exon. NCBI's taxonomy places the organism in Eukaryota, Metazoa, Chordata, Lepidosauria, Squamata, Lacertidae. The coding region runs from base 67 to 1083 and encodes 338 amino acids. The record is from RefSeq and is a predicted model, not a curated record. Gene Ontology annotation, biological process: interstrand cross-link repair. Gene Ontology annotation, cellular component: Fanconi anaemia nuclear complex.
UCAAACCGGCGGCGCCAAGGAAAGAAGGCAAGAGAGGCUGCUGUUUCCCCUGCUGGGCCCGUCGCCAUGGAGACGCUCCUCUCUCAAGCCGAGCUGCUGCCCAGCCUCUUGGCGGCGUCGCGCUCGGGCCUGGUGCGAGGCUGGGACGCGGCGGCCGUGCGCCGGGCCCUGAGUUGGGGCCGCUUCUUCCAGGGGCUGCACGCCCGCCUCCCGCCCGAGCGCGGCCUCCGGGCCUCCGUGGAGAGGCGCCUGCGCAGCCGGGGAGUGCCGCUCGGCCUCGGCCACUUGAAGCGCUGCCCGGAGCUGCUGGGCCUGGCGCUGCUGGAGAACCGGGCGCUGCCCUACGACGCCUGCCGCGCCCUCCUGAGCGCCCUCCUGCAAGACGGGGACGGGGAGCGCCGCUACCACCGCCUGGCGAGGCGAAAGGCGGCCGCCCAGCUCCUCCUCCCUUCGGCGCCGCCUUCUCCUCCUCACGAGGCCCCUCCGGUCAGAGCCCAGGGGCAGCUGCUGCUGGCGCGGCUGCGGGAGGAAGGCGGCGAGGAGGGCGCCCUCCUGGAGCAGCUACCCUGCGGCCCCGCGCUGCACAGGGCCGUGGCGGCGGCGCUGCUGGAGCCCGGCGGCGAAGCGGAAGCCAGGGCAGCGCUGCUCCCUUGGCUGCAGCGGCAACAGCAGCCUCGCCUCGCCGCCUUCUUCCGCCUGCUGCCGGCCUCGUGGGCGGCCUCGCUUUGCAGCCGCCAUCCUGAGUUGCGCGCCCCUUACUUGAGCCUCUUGGCGGCCUGGGGGAGCCGGUUCCGUUACGACCCGCUGCGCGGGGAGUGGGGGGCCUGCGGCUUAGAAGAAGGCGCGGCGCCUUGGCAGGAGGUGAGGGAGCGUGUCGGCUGCCUCUGCCAAGGGCCGGAGCCUCUACGCAGCGCGGUGCUGGCGCAGCUCAGAGACCUGAAAGCCCAGGAUGGGGGCUUUGAAGUACAAGGCCUGAGUGUUUGGACUGAUCUCCUGCUGGACGUGCAGGCGUCUGCUUGGAAGGAAAAACUCCUCACGCGAAGCCUUCCCCCACCAGCCAAAUCAUUUGAAAACCUAGAAUGAAAAACAAACACUGUACCUAAAGGAAAGAUGAAUUUGUAUUGAUUCUCCAUUCAGAACCACUCACUUAAGAUCAAGUGGCACACUUCUAAGCCUCGAGGUUUCCAGUGUCUUAACUCUUUUUUUUGUUUUGUUUUCCAGCAGAGGAUUUAAACAGAGCUUCAUAUAAAGGAAUGUGUUCCUAUGUAUUCUCAGUUUUAGGUUUUCACUCCCAAGUGUAACAGUGCAAUUAAAUCACAUAGAAUAGAUUCUCCCUCAUGUGCUUUGUCAUCUUCAGCCCUUCAUUAUAGA